CGUUGGCCAUCAUUGCUGGUACCUGUACAGCCUUUAUGCCCACCUUUGCUGCCUAUGCCACAUCCAGAUUCCUCACUGGUAUUGCACUAUCAGGCAUCUACAACACCAGAAACUGCCUGACCUUAGAGUGGACCCCUACUGAGAGACGGAUCCUGGUGAACACUUGUAAUUCAUACGCCUUCACUUUUGGACACAUGAUCCUGGCCGGCUGGGCCUACCUGGUCAGAGAUUGGCGCCGGCUGCAGUUCUCCAUUUCGGGCUCAUUUGGGAUUAUGCUCCUUUUGUGCCUGGCCCUUCCAGAAUCUGCUUGUUGGCUAAUCACCCACAACAAACUCGAUGCAGCAGUGAAGACCCUUCGGAAGGUGGCCUGGAUCAAUGGACACAAGGAGCAGGGGAGGAAGCUCACUCUGGAAGGGGUAAUGUCUUAUAUUCAGGAAGACCUUGCAUCUGUGAAACCAAAAUCUAUUCUCAGAAACCUUUUCCAGAACCCAGGAAUACGCAAGAUAACAUUGUGUAUUGGAUUUGGGUGGUUUGCUGCUGGAUUCUCCUUUUAUGGACUGAUUUUGGACUUGCAGAAAUUUGGGUUCAGCAUUUACUUGGUCCAAGUGCUAUUUGCACUCAUAGAUUUCCCAAUGCGCUUCCUUGCAGCUAUUAUCAUGUCUCAUUGUGGAAACCGAUUAAGCUUCAUCUUCUGUGCAGUUUUCUCUGGGUGCAUGAUAAUCACUGACAUAUUUGUGCCUCGAGAUAUGGCUACCCUUAGGUUGAUAAUCAGUGUGCUUGGGAAAGGAGGUAUGGGAUUUUUGUUUUUAUGUCUUCACCUCUUCACACUGGAACUCUACCCAACUGAAAUCAGGCAGCAGGGAGUGAGUUUUUGUGGUUUAGCAGCAAACUUUGGUGGACUGCUAGCUCCCCUUGUAUUCAUCAUUGGCAACUAUAGCCCUGUUCUGCAGCCUCUCUUAUUUGGAGGAGUGCCUAUCCUUUCUGCCAUUGCUGUCUCCUUCUUGAUUGAGACCCAUGGCCUCCCGCUGCUUCAAACCAUCCAAGAGACAGAAAACAGGAUGAAGAGGGCACAGUCUCUGAAAGGAAAUGCCAAGAAAGACAUUCAGGAGAGACCAGCCUUCCUUAUGCCUGAAAUGCCACAAGCUGAGAGCACAAUUUGACACUUUCCUGUGGGCCCUCAACCAUGCUUCUGAGGGACUCCAAUGUCUGGACACAGCUUUGUUAUUUUUCCUUAUUGUGAAGUAUGAUCUACAUUUUCUGGAUUGAGAAGUGCAUUCUCUGCCUGCUGAGUGGAUGGAACAAGGUGACCUGGUAGAACU
Dromiciops gliroides (monito del monte) is the source of this 1319-nucleotide messenger RNA. RefSeq names its product solute carrier family 22 member 20-like. The transcript is spliced from 8 exons. Lineage: Eukaryota; Metazoa; Chordata; Mammalia; Microbiotheria; Microbiotheriidae. Gene Ontology annotation, biological process: transmembrane transport. Gene Ontology annotation, molecular function: transmembrane transporter activity. The record is from RefSeq and is a predicted model, not a curated record. Bases 36 to 1160 code for a protein of 374 amino acids.